AACCUCUCAAAAAAAAAAAAUAGUUUUAGGGGCUCACCCCAGCUGCUUUGUGGAGGACUGUCUGGGGAGAUAGGAGGCAGAGGCCCAGGGCUGCAGGCGUGGUCUGCCUAAGCCACCAUGACUCGACCUCGCCGCUCUAAAGAGACCUGGGCCCACCGAGCUCCCAGCAGCCACCACAGGCUCUGCAGAGGGUGUGCACCCAGAGGCCAUCCCAGGCUGGCUGCGGACAGAGGGAGAGCAGCCAGUCCUGGAACUCCAGGGCUCCCUCACAAUGGGCCGAGGUUCCGGGAACAGUGCACUGCCAAGCAGGCAAAGCCCAGGGACGGUGGAAGGGUACAGGGCCCUUGGGGACCCUGAGGGCCACCAUGAAGGUGCACAGUGAGGCAGAUGUGGAGGAGCAGACCCAGGAGCUGAAAACCAUUACUAGGCUCCAGGAGCAGUGCCGAGCGCUCCAGAUCCAGGGGGUGAAAGAGAAGACGGCCCAGAACAAGGAGACGCUGGCCGUCCUGCGCAGCAGCAUCCGCCGCGGGGCUCAGGACUGGGCUUUGGCCAAGAAGUAUGACCAGUGGACCAUCUCCAGGGCCUGCGGGAAGGACUCGUCGGUGAGGCUCGCGUACGGCCGCAGCACCAUGGAGGUGGCGAGGGAGAAGCUACGCAAGUACGUCUUCGACCGCGUGAACGUGCACAAUGUCCUGAUCCACCUGGUGCGGCGGCGCGGGCAGAAGCUGGAGAGCCUGCAGCUGCAGCUGGCGGGCCUGCGGGGCCAGCCCGACGCCACCAAGGACGAGCUCUGAGCCGGUCGGUGUGCACGCUGCCCCCAGGUCAUCCGCCGGCUGGAGAACAACAUCGAGAAGACCACGAUCAAGAUUACCACGAGCCAGAACAUCCGCUUGCUGUAUGCCAACCUCCUGGAUUACCUGAAGAGAGUGCUGGCAGCCUACCCCACCAAGCUGGACAAGCUGCACAGCCUUGUAGUCAGCUACUGCUCGGAGCUGUCGGACACAGCGGCCGUGGCCCAGGACGCCAUGACCAUCACCGACGAGGUCAAGAGGAGCAUGAGGCGCGGGGAGGCCACCUUCAUUGAGGAGCGCAGGGCGCGGGAAAACAGGCUCAGCCAGCAGAGGAAGCUCAUCGACAAAAUCCACACCAAGGAGGCCAGCGAGAGAUACCGCAGGGGCCGGACCGACAUGGACUUCCCCUCCAACCUGAUGAGUAUUGAGACCCUGAAAGUGAAGAAAAAGAUGUCCGUAGCCAACAUCCAGUACCAGACAGACGUGACCGCCAUGGUGGAGAGGGUGAAGAGUGCCGUGCGGUGCUCCCACCUCUGGGACAUCGCCGGCAGGUUCCUGGCUCAAAGAAACACGGAGGAGAACUUGGAGCUGCAGCUGGAAGACUGCGAAGGCAGGCGGGCGCAGCUGGAGGCCCUGAUGCGGAAGCUGGCGCUGGAAGCGGCGCUGCUCAAGUUCCGCCAGAUGCCCAGCUCCAUCAGCUUCAAGUCCAUCGAGAAGAAGGUGAAAGGCCUGCUGCAGGAGGAGCAGGAGCGGCUGCAGCUGGCCCACACCAAUGUGACCAAGAGCCAGAAGCUGCUGCUGACCCUCCAGACGGGCAUCGACAACCUCUACAUCCGGCUGCUCAGCAUCCCUGGGCCUGUGCCCCCGCCCCCGGUAGGGCACUGGGCAGGAGCACCACAGGAGGCCCUGGGUGGGGCGGGGAGUGAGCCCCCCUCCCGCCUCCAGAGGGAAGUGGCACCCUCCCCGGCCCUGGACGUGUACAGCAAGCUGGUGACCUGUGAGGGCAAGCUCGUGCACCUGGCGGAGAGAGUGAAGAUGCUCUCCCAGAACGAGGAGGUAGGCACCAAGGUGAGGGACACCCUGGAGUCCUCAACUCUGAAGGAGAAGCACAACACCAGGAUCAGCUUUGAGGACACAGAGGAGGACAUGAUAGAGACCUUCCAGUUUGCAGACGUGGACCACAGCUACGUGCCUUCGCGGGCCGAGAUCAAGAAACAGGCGCAGCGGCUGAUCGAAGGGAAGCUCAAGGUGACCAAGAAGAAGAAGAAGUAGCCCCGCACACUCUGUUACACAAAUAAAAUUUUUCCAGCACUA
Messenger RNA from Tupaia belangeri chinensis (Chinese tree shrew), 2105 nucleotides. RefSeq names its product coiled-coil domain containing 183 (gene CCDC183). The transcript has 13 exons. The record is from RefSeq and is a predicted model, not a curated record. NCBI's taxonomy places the organism in Eukaryota, Metazoa, Chordata, Mammalia, Scandentia, Tupaiidae.